Messenger RNA from Oxyura jamaicensis (ruddy duck), 1351 nucleotides. It is a transcript of the gene PXMP4, whose product is annotated as peroxisomal membrane protein 4. Bases 28 to 693 code for a protein of 221 amino acids. NCBI's taxonomy places the organism in Eukaryota, Metazoa, Chordata, Aves, Anseriformes, Anatidae. Gene Ontology annotation, cellular component: peroxisomal membrane. The transcript has 4 exons. The record is from RefSeq and is a predicted model, not a curated record.
GGAAGCGGCGGCGGUGCUCGGGGAGCCAUGGAGGGCAGCGGGGCAGCGCCGGGCUCCGCGCCCCGGGUGCCGCUGCAGGCCCUGCUCCGAGCCCUCAACGCCCUCCUGCGGCAGCGCCGCCACCGCGCCGCGCUCGCCGUCCUCAAGGGCUUCCGCAACGGCGCCGUUUACGGAGCAAAAAUUCGUGCCCCCCACGCCCUGGUGAUGACUUUCCUGUUCAGGAGUGGAAGUUUAAGAGAGAAACUGAAAUCGAUUGCUCAGGCUACGUACACUCAUUCCCGGAACUUGGCGUAUUUUGUGUUCACCUACAAGGGGCUGAUGGCAUUGCAGUCCUGGCUACAGGGGAAAAAAAUUCCAUUUCAUUCUUUCUUUGCAGCCUGCAUUGGGGGUUGGUUAGUGUUUGGUGAGAACAACCCCGUCAACAGCCAGAUCGUUAUGUACCUGCUGUCUCGUAUCCUGUUUGGCUUGUCUCGGCUGGCGGUGGAAAAGGGCUAUGUCCCGCAGCCAAAGCAGGAUCCCUUUCCAAUCCUUGCCGCUCUGGUGUGGGGAACAGUUCUCUGGCUCUUUGAGUACCACCGACAGACUCUGCAACCGUCCCUGCAGGCCUCCAUGACCUAUCUGUAUGACGACAGUAACGUAUGGCACGACAUUUCUGACUUCCUCAUUUAUAACAAAAAGCCUGGAAGCGAGUAGCUGGCUCCCUGCGAAGCACCUGUGAAUGCGAUGGUACCUUCCAGCAGCUAAGGGAAAAGGUUACUCUGUCGCUCUCGACUGAUUAUUAUUAAUUUUUUUUUAAUGAACAUCGAUCAAGGAGAGUUGCCUCUUGUGUCCUGACCAAAAUGUUCCGAUUAGGCUCCUAUUAGCUCUGUUCAGAGCGAGUUAAUACCCCACAGAAACUGGUUGCAAUGCCUCAGGGAGAGUAAAAUGCCUUGGGAAUCAUCAGUUAAAGGCAGUCUUUUUAUAAAUGCCUUAUUUUUCCUGUGAACGUUUUUUUUUUGUUUGGUUGGUUGGGUUUUCCUUUCCCUUUAAGAAAGGAAAUACUCUUAUAAAACGGCAGCUUGACAGCAGCUGGGGAGUAGGUCUGGUCAUGGAAAAAAUGCUCUAGGAGUUGUCUGAAGGCUCGCGAGGUGGAAGCACUUUUCUGUGCGGCUGUGCUCCCUGUCGUGGGAAGAUGGGAGUGGGAGCCCUGCUUGGUUCUGGAAGCAGAGACGUGAUUUCUUGAUUUCUAAACUAUUGCAAGGAUGGCUGUGUGCUCCCUAAGAGAGUUCCUCUGCAAUCUUUCUUCCCUCAGAGAGGCAGUUAGAUGUUUGAGAAUAAAGCUUCUGAGAUUCUCCUGUACGAGCCUGGUAAA